AUGACGGCACGCAACGUCGACGAGAUCUUCAACGUCCAGGCCCUCGAGCCCAGGAACCUCCAUCCUUCUGCCCGCCGCCUCAGGGCGCGAAAGUUCAAAAACCGUCUCCUUGGACGACAAGACAAGGGGAAAGAGCGCGUACCACCCGACCCUGAAGGUGUGCGCAGCGACUUUGCUGCUCUCGAUGAAGCCGCUGCUCGCAGUGAAUACCCACCACUUGUGAUUCACCGUAACUUAUGGGGAGAUCCUUUAUAUACCGAUCCCGAACUCGACUAUAAAGACUCUCCGCCUCCUCCCCCGUCGUCGCCAGCUUCGUCAUCCACCAGCUCCGACCCUGCCAUUGUGGUUUAG
Messenger RNA from Arthroderma uncinatum, 351 nucleotides. RefSeq lists its product as uncharacterized. NCBI's taxonomy places the organism in Eukaryota, Fungi, Ascomycota, Eurotiomycetes, Onygenales, Arthrodermataceae. The record is from RefSeq and is a predicted model, not a curated record. The transcript has 2 exons. The coding region runs from base 1 to 351 and encodes 116 amino acids.